GUAUGUGUGAGAGAGAAGAGAGAGAGAGAGAGAGAGGGGAGCCCUGAAAAUCUAAACCCUUUUCAUAUUUUCCUCUCUUUGAUAACCCCAUUUGAUCACAACCUCUCUCACAAUCUCAUUCCUUGAAGGAGGAGAGAGAGAGAGAGAGAGAGAUUGUGGAAGCAUCAAGAUUGUUUAGUGAAGAACCCAAGUGAUUCAGUGUGACCGUACAAUGGAGCGGUACGGUCGGACCACAGAAGGGUCACAGUCCGAUCCGUCGCCCGAGUGGACUGUUCCGGGACCCGAAACAGGGCUGGAAGAGUCCAUGUGGCAGUUGGGGCUCGGACCCGGGGAAUCGUAUCCGGAACGAACCAACGUUACCGAUUGUAGUUACUACUUGAGGACUGGGAUUUGUGGGUACGGCUCUCGGUGUCGGUACAAUCAUCCUCGUGAUCGUAGUGCGGUUACGGGAGCUGCGAGACCUGGAGGAUUGGAGUACCCUGAGCGAGCGGGCCAGCCUGUGUGCCAGUACUAUAUGAGGACAGGGACUUGCAAAUUUGGCGCUUCUUGUAAGUACCACCAUCCUAAGCAGGGAGGAAGCUCUGGUAGCCCUGUAUCUCUAAAUUAUUAUGGAUACCCAUUACGACAGGGUGAAAGAGAGUGUUCCUACUAUGUGAAAACUGGACAGUGUAAGUUUGGUGCAACUUGUAAAUUCCAUCAUCCACAGCCAGCUGGGAUACCACUUCCAGUGCCAUCACCAGCCCCUCAAGUUUCACCUGUACCUGCUGCACCUGCAUUGUAUCAAACUGUGCAAUCUCCGUCUGUUUCAUCGCAACAAUAUGGAGUAGUAUUUGCAAGGCCUCCUUUGCUACCGGGUUCAUAUGUUCAAAGUCCCUAUGGUCAAGUCCUGCUUUCCCCUGGCACAAUUCCUUUUCCAGGUUGGAGUCCAUAUCAGCCACCUGCAAGCCCAUUGCCCUCUCCUAGUACUCAACCUGGUGUCGGUUCUGGGACACUUUAUGGGAUGAGUCAACUAUCUCCUUCAGCAGCUGCAUAUACAGGAAUGUAUCAGCCGAUACCUUUACCUUCUUCUCUUGGUCUUCCAACCACCAGCCAGAAGGAGCACUUAUUUCCUGAAAGACCUGGUCAACCAGAUUGUCAGUAUUACAUGAGAACAGGGGAUUGUAAAUUUGGGUCCUCAUGUAGAUAUCAUCACCCACCAGAAGUUGUUGGACCAAAAACAACUGUUGCCCUCAGCCCCAGUGGUCUUCCUUCGCGCCCGGGUGCACCACUUUGCACUCACUAUGCACAACGAGGAGUAUGCAAGUUUGGGCCUGCAUGCAAAUUCGACCAUCCAAUGGGAACACUCAGUUACAGCCCAUCAGCGUCUUCUCUUGCUGAUAUGCCAGUUGCACCGUACCCAGUGGGAUCAUCAAUUGGUACGCUAGCCCCAUCAUCCUCAUCCUCAUCCACAGAAUUGCGGCCUGAGCUUAAUUCAGGCUCUGGAAAGGACUUAGUUUCAGCCAGAAUGUCUUCAUCACUGAGCACUUCUAGUGGAUCAGUUGGUUCAACUGUUUCUAAGGGUGGUAUUGCCCAUUUGGGUGUUCAACAGUCUGCUCAGGGUUCUGGCCCUUCAACUAGCAGUGGCAGCAGUACAGAGUCUCAUAGUCCAAGCUAAGCAAUGCCAAGCAAUUUUUCAUUCUUCCUUUUUGAUCAACUUUCUCCCAAAGCAUCAUUUUUUCUUUUUUCAAGUCCUCCAAUAGAGGCUUAUCUCACUGGCUUAGCAUACAUCAGUCAUGUUCAUCUCUGUGUCUAUAUCAUCUUUAUAUGGCCUCCCCUUUUAUCUUGAAUAAGCUAUGGCCAAGCUCCAAAAGUUCAGCAAACCCCAUAUAGUCUUCCACUUUUCUCUUCAAUAACCGUGAAAGAAUUUGCAGUUCCGUUAGGCAAAUCUGUGUCCAGCUCUCCAAUUUUGGGGUGUGUUAUGUUCAUUUGUGGCCUUUUCCAGAAUGAAAAGAUUAGUUCCACGGUGUUCUCGCUUUUAGAUUGACCGUGUGUAAUUCAUGUCUAUCCUUUCUGAAUUUUCUUUUAAAUUGGGGAACAAGCUUUCACUUAAACUUUGAAAUUUGAAUGCUUGUUCCCCCACUUUUUGUCCAAGGUCUAUUUUGAGAAAGAGAAGUAAACUAAAGACCCAAGGAGG
Messenger RNA from Prunus avium (sweet cherry), 2173 nucleotides. Its product is annotated as Zinc finger C-x8-C-x5-C-x3-H type family protein. Gene Ontology annotation, molecular function: mRNA binding; metal ion binding. Lineage: Eukaryota; Viridiplantae; Streptophyta; Magnoliopsida; Rosales; Rosaceae. The record is from RefSeq and is a predicted model, not a curated record.